GGCGCCCUCCCCGGCCCCAGGCCCUGCGGCUGCGGCAGCGUCGUGGGCUGUGAGUUCGGGGGAGAGGGGUAACCCGGGGCUCCUUCGCAGUAAUCCCAAAUCCUGUCCCCCGGAGGUGAGACCUUUGCUGGGCAGCUCCCCAGUCUAGGUUUGAGGGAGAGGAGCCAAGGACUGAGGCCCCUGGCCGCCAUCUGGGAGUGGGCUGAGAGGCCGCAGGGAGUCCUUGAAGGAGACCGGAUUGCAGCGCGUCGGGGGGCGCCGGGCAGGAAGGGCGAGCAGCAGGUGAGAAAGGCGCAGUGGAGCCCGCCCGGCCGCAGGAGGUAACCAGCUCACCGCCCUCCCCAGCGCCCGGGCGCGUGGCGGGGGAGCCCAUGGCCCGCCUUUUCGGCCCCCGGCCGCCCCCCAGCGAAGACCUCUUCUACGAGACCUACUACACUCCUCAAGCUCCCCAUCCCAAUAUUCACUCCGGCACCUCUUCCUGGCAGGAGCUGACCUCAGACUCGGGCUUCCUGGCCACCGUCGUGUGUGCACUGGGCGGCUUCUCACUGCUAUUGGUCCUCGCUUCCCGCGAGCAGCGACUGCAGCGCUGGACACGGCCACUCUCGGGACUCGUGUGGGCCGCGCUGCUCGCAUUAGGCCAUGGCUUUCUGUUCACCGGGGGUGUUGUCAGCGCCUGGGACCAGGUGUCUUUUUUCCUCUUCAUCAUCUUCACUGUGUAUGCCAUGUUGCCCUUGGGCAUGCGGGAAGCCACCGCUGCAGGCCUCGCCUCCUCCCUGUCGCACCUGCUGGCCCUCGGGCUGUACCUUGGGCCGCAGCCAGACUCAAGGCCAGCGCUGCUGCCACAGCUCGCAGCAAACGCGGUGUUGUUCCUGUGCGGGAACGUGGCGGGAGCAUACCACAAGGCGUUAAUGGAGCGAGCGCUGCGGGCCACGUUCAGGGAGGCACUCAGCUCUCUGCACUCGCGAAGGCGGCUGGACACUGAGAAGAGGCACCAGGAACACCUUCUCUUGUCCAUCCUUCCUGCCUACCUGGCCCAAGAGAUGAAGGCAGAGAUCAUGGCUCGGCUGCAGGCUGGACAAGGGUCCCGGCCAGAGAGCACCAACAACUUCCACAGCCUCUAUGUCAAGAGGCACCAGGGAGUCAGUGUGCUGUAUGCUGACAUCGUGGGCUUCACCCGGCUGGCCAGCGAGUGCUCCCCUAAGGAGCUGGUGCUCAUGCUCAAUGAGCUUUUUGGCAAGUUCGACCAGAUCGCCAAGGAGCACGAAUGCAUGCGGAUCAAGAUCCUGGGGGACUGUUACUACUGUGUCUCUGGGCUGCCCCUGUCACUACCAGACCACGCCAUUAACUGUGUACGCAUGGGGCUGGACAUGUGCCGAGCCAUCAGGAAACUGCGGGCAGCCACUGGUGUGGACAUCAACAUGCGUGUGGGGGUGCACUCAGGCAGCGUGCUCUGCGGAGUCAUCGGGCUGCAGAAGUGGCAGUACGAUGUGUGGUCCCACGACGUCACACUGGCCAACCACAUGGAGGCGGGUGGCGUGCCAGGGCGAGUGCACAUCACAAGGGCUACCCUGGCCCUCCUAGCAGGGGCGUAUGCUGUGGAGGAUACCGCCAUGGAACACCGGGACCCCUACCUUCGGGAGCUAGGGGAACCUACCUAUCUGGUCAUCGAUCCCCGGGCUGAGGAGGAGGAUGAGAAGGGCACCGCAGGGGGAUUGCUGUCCUCUCUUGAGGGCCCCAAGAUGCGUCCAUCACUGCUGAUGACCCGCUACCUGGAGUCCUGGGGUGCAGCCAAGCCUUUUGCCCACCUGAGCCACGUAGACAGCCCUGUGUCCACCUCUACCCCUCUUCCGGAGAAGGCCCUGGCUUCCUUCAGUCCCCAGUGGAGCCUGGACCGGAGCCGAACUCCCAGGGGACUGGAUGAUGAGCUGGACACUGGGGAUGCCAAGUUCUUCCAGGUCAUCGAACAGCUCAACUCUCAGAAACAGUGGAAGCAGUCCAAGGAUUUCAACCCAGUGACACUGUACUUCCGAAAGAAGGAGAUGGAGAAAGAGUAUCGACUUUCGGCACUUCCUGCCUUCAAAUACUAUGCAGCCUGCACUUUCCUGGUUUUUCUCUCCAACUUCAUUGUCCAGAUGCUGGUGACAAACAGGCCCCCAGCUCUGGCCAUCACCUAUUGCGUCACCUUCCUCUUGUUCCUCCUCCUGCUCUUCGUGUGCUUCUCAGAGCACCUGACGAGGUGUGUCCUGAAAGGCCCCAAGAUACUACACUGGCUUCCCACACUGUCCAGCCUGGUGGCCACAAGGCCCGGACUGCGAGUGGCCCUGGGUACUGCUACCAUCCUCCUCGUCUUUGCCAUGGCCAUUACCAGCUUGUUCUUCUUACCAGCAUCAUCGGACUGCCCUUUCUGGGCUCCCAAUGUGUCCUCCAUGGCUUUCAACCUGUCCUGGGAGCUCCCUGGGUCCCUGCCUCUCAUCAGUGUCCCAUACUCCAUGCACUGCUGCGUGCUGGCCUUCCUCUCCUGCUCCCUCUUUCUGCACAUGAGCUUCGAACUGAAGCUGCUGCUGCUCCUGCUAUGGCUGGUGACGUCCUGUUCCCUCUUCCUGCACUCCCAUGCCUGGCUGUCUGACUGCCUCGUCGCCCGCCUCUAUCUGGGGCCCCUAGACUCCAGGCCAGGAGUACUGAAGGAGCCAAAACUGAUGGGAGCUGUCUCCUUCUUCAUCUUCUUCUUCACCCUCCUUGUCCUAGCUCGGCAGAAUGAGUAUUAUUGCCGCUUGGACUUCCUGUGGAAAAAGAAGCUGAGGCAAGAGCGGGAGGAGACAGAGACGAUGGAGAACCUGACCCGGCUACUCUUGGAGAAUGUGCUCCCUGCCCACGUGGCCCCCCAGUUCAUUGGCCAGAACCGGCGCAAUGAGGACCUCUACCAUCAGUCCUACGAGUGUGUUUGUGUCCUGUUUGCCUCAGUCCCGGACUUCAAAGAGUUUUACUCUGAAUCCAACAUCAACCAUGAGGGGCUAGAGUGUCUGCGGCUGCUUAAUGAGAUCAUUGCUGACUUUGAUGAGCUGCUCUCCAAGCCCAAGUUCAGUGGAGUGGAGAAGAUCAAAACCAUUGGCAGCACCUACAUGGCAGCCACAGGCUUAAAUGCCACCUCUGGACAGGAGGCACAACAGGAUACUGAGCGAAGCUGCAGCCACCUUGGCACCAUGGUGGAAUUUGCGGUGGCCCUGGGGUCUAAGCUGGAUGUCAUCAACAAGCACUCGUUCAACAACUUCCGUCUGCGUGUGGGGUUGAAUCACGGACCAGUUGUGGCCGGAGUGAUUGGGGCUCAAAAGCCACAAUACGACAUUUGGGGCAACACGGUGAAUGUGGCCAGCCGCAUGGAGAGUACAGGAGUCCUUGGCAAGAUCCAAGUGACGGAAGAGACAGCUCGGGCCCUGCAGUCCUUGGGCUACACCUGCUACAGCCGGGGUGUCAUCAAGGUCAAAGGCAAAGGCCAGCUCUGCACCUACUUUCUAAACACAGACUUGACACGAGCUGGACCUCCUUCAGCUGCCCUCGGCUGAGAACCCUCAGCUCCCCAAUAUCCUCAGUAAAGAAACUCUGGGACGUCUGGAGCCAGCUGGUGUCGGACGCUGCUGGAUAUAACUAGGGAUCAUCUCCUUGCUCCUCACCCAGGUGGCUUCUUCCCGGGUCAAACUGAGUGUAUGUGUGUGUGUUUGCACGUGGUUGUGCUGGCACACAUAUGCAUAGGGGUAUGUGUGUUGGAAGGGAGUGAUUAUUUUCACAAGCGUGGGAGAGGACUGCCUCAGCCUCCCCGCUGGCCUGCCAACCUCAAUCCAGUAUGUUGUGUACCUUGGAAUUUCAGCCACAUGACUCAGAACAAAGGUUGGUCCUUUCCUGCCCCUACCUUCAUAUAUGAGAAGGGAUGUCCAGGGAAAUGUCAUUCGGACCUUCAACCAUUCAACAAACACUACGUAAGCACCUACCAGGUGUUUAUUAUCCAGAAUGGCGAGAGGCUUGGAAAUCAUGUAUGAGGACCUUUCCAGUUUCAGCCGCUGCUCUUAAAUGGCCCACCAUGCUUUUCAGCAAAGACCUGUAAACAAUUUUGGGGUUCUCCUGCUCUCAGAUCCCCCUCCCUGAUACACCCUUCUGAACAGAUGCUGAUACGCUGUAGGAGGUCUUGAGGCAGCAGCGGUUCACUCUCAUCUGGUUGUACUCUGGGGUCCAUGGGAGAUAUCUUGACACCCUAAGUUUGUCACAGAUGUUGCACAUGAAUUUUUGGUUAGACUCUCCUCUCCUAGUUGUUCUCUCUCUCUCUCUCUCCCCCCCCCCUCUCUUUAUGGGAAAUAUCUGAAAAAUACACUACUGCCACUGCUGCUGUCGUCUUCCUAAAAUGCCAGAACAGAACUGAGCAAAGGUCCUCUAAGACAACAGGCAGCCCUGGGGAAUAAUGGCACAUCCCUCUGGCUUUUGGGAAUCUUUGUUUCCUAGGGUAACCAUGGCCACUGAGAACUCAGCCUGGCCCUGUGCCAGGGUAUGCAGUAGGGGCUGGCAGAAGCUGACCUACAGAAUUCUAGGGGAUAAUUUUUAAAAAAUAAUUAGAAUAAUAAUAAUAAUGAUUGGGGAAAACAGAAAAGAUAUUG
Molecule: messenger RNA, 4640 nt
Organism: Tupaia belangeri chinensis (Chinese tree shrew)
Lineage: Eukaryota; Metazoa; Chordata; Mammalia; Scandentia; Tupaiidae
Gene: ADCY4
Product: adenylate cyclase 4
Exons: 25
Coding region: 372-3560 (1062 amino acids)
Biological process (GO): cAMP biosynthetic process; intracellular signal transduction; adenylate cyclase-inhibiting G protein-coupled receptor signaling pathway
Cellular component (GO): plasma membrane
Molecular function (GO): adenylate cyclase activity
Source: RefSeq, a predicted model, not a curated record